AUGAGAAUGCAGGUAACUAUCUCAUGUGAGGCAACCAUAAGGACCCAGGUGUACCACCUCUAUAAAGAGGGAAGCCUCCAUCCCUGGCUCACAUGGUACGCACCAGAGCCUCACAACAGGGCUGAGUUCAUCAUCUCACCCAUUAAACAGAACCAUGCAGGGAAAUACCGCUGUUAUCAUCAGACCCCUGCUGGCUGGUCAGAGAAGAGUGACCCCCUGGAGCUGGUGGUGGCAGGAGUCUAGCACAGCAAUAUCAGCCUGUCAGCCCUGCCCAGCCCUGUGGUGACCUCAGGAAAGAAUCUGAUCCUCCAGUGUGUCUCACAGCUGCGAUUUGAUAGAUUUGUUCUGACUAAGGAUUGAGCACAGAAGCCCCCCUUGAUCCUAGAUUCACAAUCUAUAAACUCUACCGGGCAGUUCCAGGCCCGGUUCCCUGUGGUCCCUGUGGACCCUGUAGGCCCUGUGACCCUCAGCCAGAGAUGGACGUUCAGAUGCUACGGCUAUCCUGUCACCAGCCCUCAGGUGUGGUCAGAACCCAGUGAACCCUUGGAAGUACUUGUUUCCGCCUCACAGCUCCAGGAUCACAGAGUGGAGAAUCUCAUCAGGAUAGCUGUGGCUGGCUUGGUCCUCCUGGUCCUUGGGAUUCUGCUGUUGGAAGCUCAGCACCGUCAGAGAAGGACCCAUCCUGCAGUCAGGAGAGCAGUUGGAGCUACCAUGAUCUUCUGUACCACAGCCCUGUUCUGUCUGGGACUAAAUCUGGGCCUCAGGACCCCUGUGCUGGCAGGAGACCCCUACAGCAAACCCAGACUGUCAGCCCUGCCCAGCUCUGUGGUGAAUUCAGGAGAGAAUGUGACCUUUCAAUGUAUCUCGUGGCAGAGAUACGACGGGUUCAUUCUGUCCAGUGAAGGAGAACAGACGUCCUCCAGGAUGCUGGACUCGCAAUAUAUUUUCACUGGGCAUUUGCAAGCCAUGUUUACUGUGGGCCCCAUGACCCCCAGCAACAGAGGGAUAUUCAGAUGUUAUGGCUACUACAAAAGAAACCCACAGAAGUGGUCAGAACCCAGCAACUCCUUGGAGAUACACAUAUCAGGAGCAUCUGAGACCAUCAACCCAUCAGAAUCCAAGACAGCUGCACAGCCCCAGGAUCACACAGUGGAGAAUCUUAUCCGGAUUGCUAUGGCUGGCUUGGUUCUCCUGGUCUUUGGGAGUCUCCUGUUUAAGACUUGGUACAGUCAGAGAAGGACCUGACAUGUAUCUGAGUCUGAGGGAUGAACAGAAGCAACCACAGCACACCUUUCUUGGUGGCGGAGUCUGGGAAAUAAACCUGAGGAAUCAAGAUUGUAAGAAAAUCUGGGGUUUAUGUUGAAAACUGUUUUCAGAGAAUGUCCAGGGAGCAAGUGUAUUUUAGAUGCAGGGAAAGAUCUGGGUGUUGGUUUGGAGAGUUCUUUCUUACCAAACUAAGGCUCCUUCCCUCCACCUUGCUGUGGACUUUUGCUGACUGGCCUCCUCUUAUUAGUCUAUGUCCUAAGGGAACAUCUUGUCUUAAAAGCCUUGUUGGAUUUUCACUUCUGUGUGUUUUCUGAUUUCCCACACUUUAAUGUAACACACUGGUGUUUGAAUAAACUCUCUCACAGGGCACUGUUGA
Messenger RNA from Nannospalax galili (Upper Galilee mountains blind mole rat), 1642 nucleotides. RefSeq names its product leukocyte immunoglobulin-like receptor subfamily A member 5. Lineage: Eukaryota; Metazoa; Chordata; Mammalia; Rodentia; Spalacidae. Gene Ontology annotation, molecular function: inhibitory MHC class I receptor activity. Gene Ontology annotation, biological process: cytokine-mediated signaling pathway. The transcript is spliced from 8 exons. The record is from RefSeq and is a predicted model, not a curated record.